UAAAACCCUCCUCUCGUGUCUCUUCUGCUCUCUCGUCACCUAAUGGUGAGUCUCCUCCUCACCUCCAAACCCUAGCUCGCUCCGUCCCCAAACCCGCUCCGAUCCCUCCACCUCCAAUGGCGACCCGCCGCGUCCUCUCCUCCGUCCUCCGCUCCUCUGCUCGUCGAUCGCCGGCGCCCGGCCGUGCCGCGGCUGCGGCGACUCCCCGCGCCCCGAUUGCCCCGCGCCGCCCCUCCCCCGCUGGGUUUCUUCUCUCCCGCGCCGUCGAGUAUGCCACCUCCGCCGCCGUGGCGGCGCCGCCCCCGCCGAAGGCCGGCGCCGCCGGAGCCGGGCCCAGCGGGAAGAUCACCGAUGAGUUCACCGGCGCCGGCGCGAUCGGCCAGGUGUGCCAGGUGAUCGGCGCCGUCGUCGACGUGCGCUACGACGAGGGGCUCCCCCCGAUCCUCACCGCGCUCGAGGUGAUGGACAACUCGAUCCGGCUCGUGCUCGAGGUGGCGCAGCAUCUUGGGGAGAACAUGGUGAGGACGAUCGCCAUGGACGGGACCGAGGGGCUUGUACGGGGGCAAAGGGUUUUGAACACCGGAUCUCCAAUCACCGUGCCUGUUGGUAGGGCUACACUUGGGAGGAUUAUAAAUGUCAUUGGGGAACCCAUUGAUGAGAAGGGUGAAAUAAAGACCAACCAUUUCCUUCCCAUUCAUCGCGAGGCCCCAGCUUUUGUUGAGCAGGCGACUGAACAACAAAUUCUUGUCACAGGAAUUAAGGUUGUUGAUCUACUUGCACCGUACCAAAGAGGUGGAAAGAUUGGGCUGUUCGGUGGUGCUGGUGUGGGCAAAACUGUUCUUAUUAUGGAACUGAUCAAUAAUGUCGCUAAAGCCCAUGGUGGUUUCUCUGUCUUUGCCGGUGUCGGUGAACGUACUCGUGAAGGCAAUGAUUUGUACAGAGAAAUGAUUGAGAGUGGUGUCAUUAAGCUUGGAGACAAACAGGGAGAGAGCAAGUGUGCUCUUGUCUACGGGCAAAUGAAUGAGCCACCCGGUGCUCGUGCUCGUGUUGGGCUUACUGGGUUAACUGUGGCUGAGCACUUCCGUGAUGCCGAAGGGCAAGAUGUGCUCCUUUUCAUUGACAACAUUUUCCGCUUCACCCAAGCGAACUCAGAAGUGUCUGCUUUACUUGGCCGUAUCCCAUCUGCUGUCGGCUACCAACCAACCUUAGCUACUGACCUUGGAGGCCUCCAAGAACGUAUCACAACAACAAAGAAGGGUUCCAUUACCUCUGUACAAGCUAUUUAUGUGCCUGCUGAUGACUUGACUGAUCCAGCUCCCGCAACCACCUUUGCUCAUCUUGAUGCCACAACCGUGUUGUCUCGCCAGAUUUCCGAACUUGGUAUCUAUCCUGCUGUCGAUCCACUUGAUUCGACAUCUAGAAUGCUUUCUCCACACGUGUUGGGAGAAGAGCACUACAACACUGCUCGUGGUGUUCAGAAGGUUCUUCAGAACUACAAGAAUCUUCAAGAUAUUAUUGCCAUUUUGGGAAUGGACGAGCUCAGUGAAGAUGACAAGUUGACCGUUGCUCGUGCUAGAAAGAUCCAGAGGUUCUUGAGCCAACCGUUCCAUGUCGCCGAAGUGUUCACGGGUGCGCCGGGAAAGUAUGUUGAGUUGAAGGAAAGUAUUCAGAGCUUCCAGGGUGUUUUGGAUGGCAAGUAUGACGACCUUCCCGAGCAGUCAUUCUACAUGGUUGGAGGGAUCGAAGAAGUUAUCGCCAAGGCCGAGAAGAUCGCCAAGGAAUCGGCCUCAUGAUAAGUUAGGCUUUUUAUUUCUCUCAGAAUAAUUGAAAAGGUGCGGCGAGCAAUCGCUGCAUACGCGACAACCAUCCUUUUGAGGUCAGCAAAGCUUGAUAGUCAAUUUAUGCUCCAUAAACUGUAGAUUUUUCGUGGAAGAGCUCGCGCCUGCUUUUGCAGGUUCCUUUAGAUUUUUCUUUUUUCCUCCUUUGCCUUUUAAAUUUAACUGAAUAAAAGAAUUUCUGCAAUUUCCUUGCUUUCGAGUGCUUCGAUUCUUUUGGUAUCUUUGCUUUUCGGCUCGUUUA
Molecule: messenger RNA, 2079 nt
Organism: Ananas comosus (pineapple)
Lineage: Eukaryota; Viridiplantae; Streptophyta; Magnoliopsida; Poales; Bromeliaceae
Product: ATP synthase subunit beta, mitochondrial
Exons: 9
Coding region: 117-1793 (558 amino acids)
Biological process (GO): proton motive force-driven mitochondrial ATP synthesis; proton transmembrane transport
Molecular function (GO): ATP hydrolysis activity; ATP binding; proton-transporting ATP synthase activity, rotational mechanism
Source: RefSeq, a predicted model, not a curated record